Molecule: messenger RNA, 2922 nt
Organism: Pistacia vera
Lineage: Eukaryota; Viridiplantae; Streptophyta; Magnoliopsida; Sapindales; Anacardiaceae
Exons: 15
Coding region: 13-2868 (951 amino acids)
Biological process (GO): protein phosphorylation; mitotic DNA damage checkpoint signaling
Cellular component (GO): nucleus
Molecular function (GO): protein serine/threonine kinase activity; ATP binding
Source: RefSeq, a predicted model, not a curated record
ACUCCACUCCUGAUGCUAAAUCGCCAACUUACCACCGAGUCAUCACCGGACAAGGCAUGGCACAUCUUGGCCCUCCUCCUCUCCCUUGGCCGGCCGGCCUCGCUGGCCGAGAUCUCCUCUCGAUGCACACUCUUCCCCGCAACUCCCAACCUCAUCCACUCCCUCUGCCAAAUUCCUUACUCUCCCAUUUCACUUACAAAGGAUUUCUCUGUCACUCUCUCUGUAACCGCCUUCCUAUCUUUCACCGAACUCGUCGCCAAAAAUAUUGUUCCUCUAGAUUCUCCCAAGCCUCGGAUUCAGCAUGGGUCCUGCUCCGAAGACUUCUUGAGCGUGCUUUUUAGGAAGCGAAAACGAUCUCCUUUUGAUGAUUCUGAUGGCAGUGAAGUAACAUUGCCUAAGAGGAUUCGAAAUGCUUCUGCAAAGGUAUUUCAUCAAAUAACUGAUGGUGUCAGCAGAAGCAUAAAUACACAGCGAAGUCGCAUGUCAGUCAUGUUAAAUCAAGUGGUGCUUGAGCCUCCCUUAUUUCUUAAAUUCAGUUCUGAUCAGUUAAAUUUUAAGCUCUGGGAAGUUGGAAACGUGGAAGGUGAAGCAGAUAUGAAUACAUUUGCACUAAGGAUGGUGCCAAAAAGGUUAAUGAUUAGCGGGUCUAACUUGGAAUUAGAUCUUCCAAGUAGAUUAUUUCAUGAUAGGCAUCUGAAUAGAAGCAUAAGUCAUAAUGCCCCAUCUUGUCCAGAAGAUGCCAAACAAAGCAGUAUACUUUCUGCUGAUUCUGGGGUUAUUAAUGAUGGCAGUAGAGCUACAAGUAUUGCAGCUAUUGAAUGCGAAAGGAUUGGUGAAGGCAAGGAGGAAGAACAAUUAAUUGAGUUAGAUAGUCUGAAAGGAAAAGGAACUCUCUCCCCGGUGUUAGAUACUGCUCUGAUUGAUAUCCGUCCUGAUAGAGAAUCUAAUAGGACUAACACUUUGAUUUCUGGUGGUAAUGAACUAACAUUGGAUAAAGAUCCCAUCACUAUGCAUGUGAAUGACAGGGUUAUCUCAUCAGCAACUGAGCUUCCUGUUGCCAAUAAGCUGUUGAGGAAACCCUUUUCCAGGAAAGAUUUUCGUCACAAGGAUGGAAUAGAUUCAAAACAGCAAACUCUCAGCAAGUUCUUGGGGCGACAUAAGGCUUUUAAUACUUCCAAAGAUGAGCAGCACUGUAAAAGAGAUUUGGUGUCAGUCGUUGUUGGCCUGAAGGCAAAACGGAAUCAAAAUGACAUACAAAAGGGAAACUCUACCUCUAUUUCUCCUAAGGAUCAGGCAAAGCAAAAAGUACUACCUAACUUUGAAUCAUAUAUUGUAGAAGAGGAAGAAGGUUCAGGUGGCUAUGGCACAGUUUUCAGAGCACGGAGGAAGAGUGAUGGAACUUUAGUUGCUAUUAAAUGCCCUCAUGCAAAUGCUAAUAAACACCAUGUUAACAAUGAACUGAGAAUGCUGGAGCGUUUUGGGGGAAAAAACUUUAUUAUAAAAUAUCAAGGCUGUUUUAAGAGUGGAGAUUCUGACUGCUUGGUUCUAGAGCAUGUUAAGCAUGACAGACCCGAGGUUCUGAAAAAGGAGAUAGAUAUUUCUGAGAUACAGUGGUAUGGCUACUGUAUGUUCCGAGCACUUGCAAGUUUGCAUAAGCAGGGAACAGUUCACAGAGAUGUUAAGCCUGGAAAUUUCCUUUUCUCUCGUAAGGCAACUAAAGGUUAUCUUAUUGAUUUCAAUCUUGCAAUGGAUCUGCAUCACAAGUAUGGAAUUAUAAACAAAUCAAAGGUGGGGUAUGAUGUAAGCUUAAAUCAUGUUACUCUUCCUAGUGCAAAAUACAUACCUCCUACCAAUAGUAGGAAGGUUCCAAGUGGUAAAACUUUGGCUGCAGUCAACCAAGAGGCAACCAAGGGCUCCAAUUCUACUUUAGAACAUAAAAACCUGAAGAGAAAGGCUGCAGGACAAGCAAAAGCCUGCAACGACUUGGGUAGUUGGAGCAUGAUCAACAGUCAAGGUGCAGAUGGCUCAGGCAUAACCUCUACAAAAGAUGUGACUAGCACGAAGACUCCAUCUGCAGAAAGGUUGAGAGAACCUUUACCAUGCCAUGGUAGGAAGGAGCUCAUCAGCCUACUACAGCAAGCAAUGCAGAGUCCGAAUCAUCAAACAUUACAUUUUCCAGCUCCUAUGAGAAAGCGGGUUGCUGCCCCUCCUGGAAAAGUGGAUAGAGAGCUUGUGUAUCUUACUCCAAUGCCUCUGCACUCGAGUGGUAUUGCUGUUGCUGGAGCUGGCUUGAGGAAUAAAGGAAAUGCCAAGAACAAAAAAGAAGGUCCUUGUGCUGGAACCAAAGGAUUUCGAGCUCCAGAGGUUUUGUUUAGAUCUCAACAUCAAGGUCCAAAGGUUGAUAUCUGGUCCGCUGGGGUCACCUUACUCUAUCUAAUGAUUGGAAGAGCACCGUUUUUUGGCGAUCCUGAACAGAACAUAAAGGAGAUUGUAAAAUUGAAGGGUAGCGAAGAAGUAUGGGAAGUUGCUAAACUACACAACCGGGAAUCCUCAUUCCCUGAGGACCUCUAUGAUACGCAAUCUUUGGGACCUAUGAACCUACGGGAGUGGUGUAAAAUGAACACAAAGAGACAAGACUUCCUUGGGGUAAUCCCAAGUUCACUUUUUGAUCUAGUGGACAAGUGCUUGACGGUAAACCCAAGACUGAGGCUCAGUGCAGAAGAUGCUCUCAAACACGAGUUGUUUGCUCCAUGUCAUGAAAGCCUGAAAAAGCACAAGUUGCUCAGGCAGGGGGUCGCCCUUGAGAACACAACUGCCCAUCAAUCACAAAAACAAAGCUUUGCUGGGCCUGUGAAUUUUUCUCGGUAGCUAGCUUUUCGAAACUUAAAUCUGUAGUUAUUGCUAAUUCUUUGCUUGCAGCUG